AUGGCGGUAUCUCUCACCACUUUCUCUGGUCCAAGAACAGAAAUGAGCAUCCUGGAAACCAACCAGUACUUGCGCUCCCAGCUGGAAAAAAGCAAACAGGACUUUCAAGACCUCACAGAGAAAUUCCUCAUGUCCCAAGCUACUGCCUACUCCCUGGCCAACCAGCUGCAGAAAUACAAGUGUGAAGAGUACAAAGACCUCAUUGAAUCUGUGCUGGAGGAGGAAGUGCUGUUUGAGGAGGGGGAGCUGGCAGAGAAGAUGAGACUGGCUGCAAGGCUUGGGAGAUAUGAUCCCCUAAUUCAGGCUCAGGCCCGAGAACUGACCCACUUACGACAGAAGCUACAGGAAGGGAAAGGUGUCUGUUAUUUUUUCAUGCAGCAUGCAAAGAACACAGUCAAGUGUUUUGAGAGUCUCCUCAGGAGCACUGACGUUACCUACUACCAGAGACAGAGGUUCUGUGAGCUACUGGCCCAAGGAAGCCAGCUGGCAGAGAGACUUGCCAUCAAACUCACCACUGGAAAUCAUCAUGAUAGGAAGGAUGAAGACGGACAGGAGCCGCUGGCACCCAGGCUCAGCAGGGGGCUCCAGGAGGAAGAAGCGAAUGAAGUCCUGGAGGACUCACUGGAUGAAAGGUAUCUGACUCAUUCCAGUCUCCACGACUCCCACCAGCCUCCCAGCAGCAAUGCCUUCGUGUGUGAUGUGCAGGAGGCGACCUCUGCUGUGGAUGUAGCCAGUAACAACUAAUGCUGGAACUAUGAAACGUUCUGUCUUAUUUCAACAAAGCAUAGUCACAAACAUUUCCCCAGUUGAUGAGAAAA
Balaenoptera acutorostrata (minke whale) is the source of this 818-nucleotide messenger RNA. RefSeq names its product NBPF member 20 (gene NBPF20). Lineage: Eukaryota; Metazoa; Chordata; Mammalia; Artiodactyla; Balaenopteridae. The transcript has 6 exons. The record is from RefSeq and is a predicted model, not a curated record. The coding region runs from base 1 to 744 and encodes 247 amino acids.